AUGAAUUUAACAAACCAUUCUGGUGAAUAUGAUAAUGAUAAAAAUGUAUCAAGUGAUGAAGAUGACGAUAAUAAUAAAACAUUCGAUAAUACACCGCCAUCAAUACUUUUAGAAAAUUUUCUUUCGGAUAACAAUGAUAAUGAUGAAUUUGACAGUAGCAUUAUUGAUGAUGUAGAUGAUAAUGAUGAUGAUGAUAAUAAUGAUAAUGAUGAUGAUGUUAGUAUUGAUGUUGAUUGUGACUAUGAUGAUGAUGAUGAUGAUGAUGAUGAUAAUGCAAGUGAUAUUGAAAAUCAUUUCUAUUCAAAAACUCAAGUACCCACACAAACUCGACUAUGUUCAUUAUUGCGGCAGUCUAAUCGUCUUGUUGAAAUAAAACUAAAUUUAUUUCAUAAACGUUUACUAAAUAAUCAAAAUCAAUCAUUAAGACAUGCACUUUCCGACAGUGAUAUGUCUAAACGAUCAUAUCAUUAUCAAAACUAUCAACAACAAAAUAGUCAACAACAAUCGAUACUACUUCCAUCAUUAUCGUCAAAUAGUUUUUAUUUUUCAACUAAUCGAUCGCAUCGUCUCUAUUUACCAUCGUCAUAUCUAUACGAGUUAGAAACACAGAUAACAAAUUGGUUACAAGCAAGUACUUAUCUAAUUGAUUCAAUAUCACCCUCAACCUAUCAUCGCCGUUGUUGGUCUCAACUAUUGUUAACAUAUUUUAUCGAACGAGGUUAUAUCAAUCUCGAAUUUAUUCGUUGUACACAUUCAUUAUCGCUAAUGACAGUUGAACAAGAUUCAUGUUCGAUACAUAAACAUGGUUGUGUACCUGAAGAUGAUGCAUACAAAUUAUGUUCGAUAUUACAAAAAGGUUCACGGUUUAAUAUAAAUUCAAUAAUAUUCGAUCAUAUACGUCGUAUUAUUGUUAUUAAAAGUAUGCAAGAAGCACCUAAUGAUAAUUCUAAUUUACAACAAAUAUAUGUCAAACAACUGAAAAGCCUUAAACAAUCGUUGAUUCAUCAACAAUCAUCUGUAAUGAAUAUAAAUAAUAAUCGUCGAAUAAUAAGUGUUGCAUCGAUACAUUCAAAACUUCUUUUAUUUUUAUCAAGUCUCUAUUCAAUCAAAGCCGAAACGAUGCAAAUACUGUUCUGUCAACAUCUUCUACACAAUCCGACGUAUUCCUAUCUUGUUACUUUAUGA
Rotaria socialis is the source of this 1185-nucleotide messenger RNA. NCBI's taxonomy places the organism in Eukaryota, Metazoa, Rotifera, Eurotatoria, Philodinida, Philodinidae. The record is from the annotation of a GenBank genome assembly.